AUGGUAUGGCCGCCGACUCCAACCUCGACUUCCUCUUCGACUCAGACGCCUCUCGCCUCUCUCUUGCCCCUCCAGUUCUUUCCUUCGUCGCCAGGAUGUUCACCAACAUCUCGCCAAUUCGACGUCUGUUCCCAGGCCUCUCUCGGCUUUGGCAUCUCGGGGGGAGGCAGUAGCCCAAGCAGAUCGGGGGCGCAGCGCUCAGUCGCUUCACAUGCUCCCAGAGGCCUGUCUCUGCCUUCCUCUUCUGGCGUUGUCGCUGCAGGGGUGGGCUCUUCUGCGGUGUCCACUCCUGCGUCGCCCCGGUUCUUUCCGUUCACACAGACAGCCAGUCCCUCUGCGGCGCUUCUGUCGAAAGUGCUGGUCGGCUCCGGCUCUCCUACCCGUGCGGGCGGACGAGUGACGCCGUCGACGCCUCUCCACCUUACCGCGUCCCCGACCGGCGAUCCGUUCGCUCUCUUUGCGACGACUUCCACAUCCUCGGAUUCUGCAGAGGCCGGCGGGCCCUUUUCCAGUGCCACGGGAAAUGGUGAGGCCUCGGGAACUGUCACCCCCACACUGCUUCUCCCGCUCUCCCGCCGAAGCUACCAACCGGCACUGCUCUUCGGCACCUCGGUCUCUGCAUCGACGCUUUCACCCAGGGUGGGCGAACGGCGAACGGCCAUGGAGAAAGGCGAAUCGUGCGCAGAUUCAACUCCCGUGGGGGGAGCCGUGGGUGCGUCAUUAAGUCAGUGCGCUCUAGACUUCAGUCCCCGCCUCCUUAACACGCCCCGCUCCGGCCGGGGCUUGUCGCGAUCCUACACAGUGGACGUAGGCCCCGCGGCCUCUCUCCUUGCUGGCGGGAGCAGUCACCCAGCCCUCCUCGUGCAGCAGCAAAAUGCGCUGCAUGCACUGGCGAAGGGCGAGGCCACGCUUUUGCCCAACGCCGCGUCUUCCGGUUCGGCUGGGCACGCAGGCGCGAAGGAACCCGCAGAGAGCGACGCGGGCGCCACGACUCCCGCGGAGACAACACCGCCUGAACCGUUCCCUUCAGAAAAUGACAACUGCCUGCAGAAAGCAGGUAUCGCCUCACCUCGUUUCCACGGACUAGGAGAGACUGGCGCCGUAGGAACGGAUUCGGCGGGUCACCUCCCCCUUCCCACGGCCCUGACUCGAACCUUGAGUGGAGCCCGCAGCGUGUCUUCGCCUGCGUCGCGACAGACCCCUGCCACAUCCCGGGCGAUGGACAGUCGCACACCUUCAGGUGCGAGUCUGCGCCGGGUGCCUCCGUCGCUGCUCGAUCCUUCCUUUCUCUUCCACCCUGCGCAGGGGAUGGGCGGCAGCGGCUUCCGCACUGCGUAUCUGUUCGACGACGCAUCGGCCUUCGCGGCAGGAGGGAACGGGUCAGGCUGCGCGUCUCUGGGGACUGGUGCAGCGGGGCCGGGGGGGAAUGGUUUGGGCGCAACGAGCGACUCGACCGGCGGCCCGAGUGCCUCUUUCGAUUCCUUCGGGGGGAGCCCGUUUCCCCCCCCGUGCUUCUCGCCCCCUUCCGUCUUUGGUGUCGUCACGGCGAAUGCGCCUUUCUAUUGGCCGUCCGGAUCGUCGUUUCCCACAAGCGCGUCAGCCGCGACGGCCGCCUCCGCCCAGCGGCUGCUCUACCAGACGGUCGGAGGGGCUUCGCCCGCGUCGCCUCUUCACCUGCCGCUCCUCUCACAGCGUCAGCAGCUUCUUCUUCAGAGCAGUCGCCAACGACGCAACAGCUUUCCCUCUCCAACUUCUGGAGGCGGACGAGGGCCCGCGACUCCGACGGGGACCGAUCCUGUCUUUGGCGUCUUCUCCGUCUCGACAGUCAGCCAGCGCGAGAGUGGAGACACCCCACGCGCGGGGCGGGCGAGUGCGGACUGUGGUUCGGACCCCAGGGAGAUCAGUGGCGCAGAUCGGACCCUGCCGCUCGUUCAGACUCCGCGGUCUUCUCUCCCUCCCUUUCCUUCUCUCCUCGAAGUCGACGUCGCAUCAGGCCUGUCGCAGGCCGGUCUCGACGCCGGGAAGGAAGAGAGGGGAAACACGGUCUCUGGAGAUCCCGCGUUCUGUUCGCAGAUGUUUCUGCCACAAACCAUGGGACCACAGACGACUUCUCCGAGGCAGUCGCCUUCCGCGGCACAACCUGUCCCGUCCCUCCUCCUCUCGGCGUGUCGCCCCUCCCAGGGGGACGGAGACGGGGGCUUCCCACCUUUCUCCGGGGGACUUGCCGCUGCUCAGGUGUCGGGAGGAAACGCGGCGAAGGAGCGAGAGACAACCACCCUGUUGGAGGGUCAGCCGGCGGUGCGAGAAGCAAUGCUGAAGCAGGAACCCAGCCAGGUCGGACUCGGCCACUCGGGACCGACGCAGAACGCCGCAUCGUCCUUUCUGCCUUCUUUCCUCCACACUCCGUCCUUUCCUUCCUUUCCGGGCUGGCGAGACGGGAACAAUCUCGCGUCCUUGCGGGCGGGCGCCGUGGGAGGCCCGGGCGACGACGCGCGGCGCCCCGAGGCGCUUCCCGCGGUCGCGGCGGACCCCGACGGACCCAAACCGCCUGCGCCCUCGUCGGCUGCGUCGGCGGCGGGGGAGAAGGCGCCAGAGGCGGACAGCGUCAGUCAAGGAAGCGGCGAGGGCGUUUUGUCGGGGCGGCAAGAUCAGGCAGGGAGUGCCCAAGGCGGCCUGUUCUCCGGGAGGACAGGAGAUAUGUUGGCAGAACCAAGUCUUGAGAAUGAGGGGAACGCGAACCGGUAUGGCGUCGCGACGUCUCCUCUGGGGACUCCCUCCGGGACGCCUUCCUCGCUGUGGCUGUUUGGCCAAGACGCCGGCGAGGAGAAGCAAAGCCCUUCGUCGUGCGCGUCCUCUGAGGACCGCGGUCUCCGUGCGGCGUCCCAGGCCUGCAAGAACAAGCUCUCGCCCCGUCCUCACGCCGCUCCCCACCCUUCCGCUUCCCAACCCGCGGCUGCUGGAGGCCAGCCGAUGUCGCCGACAAAAGGCGAGACGGAGGGAUCGCCCUCUGCGACCAAGGCGUCGGGCGGAAAGAGCGGGGCAGGCUUUCUGGCUGCGUUCGAAGACGCCGCCUUCCAACAACCUUCCGAGGAGUUUAUCGCCUACUGCGUGCAGAAGCACCAAGCACGCUGGCCGACGCCUCAGAACCUGCCGGGGAUUCAAAUGGAGCAGCAACAGCGCCGCUGGUGCGCCUCCGUGUACUAUAGAGGCUGUCAGCACAAACGCCGCUUCAGCAUGGGUCGGUGGGGCCCCUUGGGCGCCUUCUAUGCGGCGAUUGAGUGGCGGCAGUCUCACUGCUCGCGACUGAACUCGCUGAAAGAGAGCCGUUCGCCAGACAACCCCGAGGCGGGCGGAAACAGCGCAAGCGGCCAGAAGAAACGGAGGAGACGAAGCAGCGCAGGCAGCUACACCAGUCGGACGGGCCCCCCGAGCGCUGCGGAGCGCGUCUCCGGCGGAGCUGGCGCCGGCGUGAGUGUCCCGCCCGACUCGGCCUCCGGGUGUCCCUUCUCGGUGACAGGCAGUGACGGGAUGGAGGGGACUUCUGCGAAAAGCGGGUCGGGCGGAGGCGCUCCGGGAACUGCGGCGGCGAAGGAAGAGCGUGGAGACCCCGCGGGAGAGACGAGCGGCGCGAGCGCAGAUGCGACCGGGAUGUAUCCGCCGACUCAGCACAGUUCGUUUGUCAAGACACAAGAAGAUCGGGAACAACCCGGCUUCUAUGGAGGAGGCAGUGGAGGCGGCGAGAAGAGCGGCACGGUCGAGGCGUGCGGACCGACACGGCCGAGCAGUUUCAAAGCCUCCGAGGAAGACGAGAAGCAGGCCGGAGGAGCGCCCGAUGCGCCCGCAGAGGAAACCAAGCGGCGGUUCGGGGACGAAAACGCGAGGGACUCCCAGCCCUUCACGGGACGGCUCGAAGCUGCAGAUGGUUCCGGUGCUGCCGCCUGCGACCGCAACGCGUACCCUUUCUUUGGCAGCUUUCAGGCAACGCCUGGGGACAAGGCUGACGAGAACGCUGUCUCUGGGAUCGAAGGCGGCAAGGAAGCACUCGGAGACGCGGAGAGGAAGCGAAGAAGAGAAAACGACUUCGAUAAAAGCCGAGGACCUCUCCUUGCUGCGGGCAAUGCGUUGCCUGCAGAUGGCGCGGCCUCUGGCUGCUUUUCGCAAAACCCGGCGCCAGGCUUCGGAUCGUCUUUGAGAGAAGAGGACAGGUUGGACGGGAACGCAAGCGUCUACUCUUCCCACUCGACGUCGGGGACCUGUCCCUCCUUCAAUUCUCCGCAGGUUCUCCAUUCUCAGAGCUUGUCUCAAGGAACUGGGCCCGGGAGCGGCUCGCCGUCUCUUCCACCGGCCUUUCUGAGCUGGAACGAGGAACGAGCUUCAGGCGGCAAAGAUGUGGCUUCUGCUAGCCUCUGCGCCUUCAACGGAUCUUUUCUUCAAGCGGGACCAGAUCUGCAUUUCCACGACCCUCGAGAGCUGGGCGCGAAGGACAUGCCGGGCGGCUCUCUGAGUUCAACUCACCUUGCUCCGCCCACGAACCACACGUUCAAUCCGGCCGCUGUUUCGCCUCCCUACGGGAACGCUGGAGGUUCCGCAGCUGUGGCUGGUUUCCCUGGGCCGCUGUCUUCUUCCCCUUGUCGACAGGGAGCGGGACUUGUGUCCGGCGGCGGCGUUGGGGUGUAUGGACAGCCGGAGAACGCGACACCGGCGGGGGGCGCUCUCGCUCCGGUGGGCAUGGGUUUCAUGCCGUCGUCGCAGAACGCACCGUUCGACAUGCACCUGCACUCUCUGCCUCCGUCCCAGAUGUACCACGUGGCCCAUCUCGGCCCAGGCGGCCUAGGCAGUGGCAUCGGGCAGAGCGGCAUUCGGCCGCCGGGAGUUCCAGGGGCCGCGGGCGUCCCGUCCCUUUCUUCCCCUUUGCCUCCCUUCCCCGGAGGCGUUCCUCAUUCCGGGCAUCAAUUCAGUAUGGGUCAGCCGCCCCGUCCCCUUCCAGCGGCGCACCUCUACGGCUCCGGUUGGAUGCAGGGACCUGGCCACGCGAUGAAUCCCGUUUCUCCGGGCUUCAUGCUCGGCUCGUCCGCGCCGAACCAGUCGUCUCCGUCGACGAGCAGGUUUCCGUCUGCUCCCCCGACCGUGUCGCCUUCGCUGUCCGCCGCUUCCUCAGACGCCCACGCCCUCGCCCCGUCCCCCUUCGGGACUCCUGUCCCCACAGGGGCCGCGGGGCCUCCGCAGAGUUCGAGGGCCAAGGGAGGCAGAAAGGAGGGCGCCGGGGCUGGACUCGCCUGCUCGGGCACUCCGGAUCUCAAGAAGAGCGGAUCGGCUUCCCGCGACAAGCAAGGCGGCUCGACUGGCCCGUCGAGGAGUCGCAGAGCGAAGGGUCAGAACUCGACUGCGUCGGCGCUCGCCGGGGGGCUCUUCCCUGUCGCGCCCUAUUCGCCUUUGGAUCCGGCGGCUUCGGCGUCUUCGUUCUCCAACGCUCACCGGCCGAAUCUCCCGUCCUCGUUUUCGCCCUCCUUCGGGCCCAGCUCUGCUUCCCAGCUGCCGGCAGGCAGCCCUGAGGGCGCAGGCGCCCCGGCAGUCGAAUGGCACGAGGGUUUCCGUCGCCCCUUUGGCACCGAGGGCCGGCAGCAGCUGCUCAGACACUUGAGACAAGUGUACAACGCAGACAGUGGAUACUGGGGCGAGCGUCUGCGUCACGCCAACAUCGCGUUCAGCCGCAUCGCGUACGCCACAGUCGCAGAGUUGUGGAAGAUCGCCCACGUCAUGGACUGCUUCCCCAUCGCCCUCGCCUUCUCGAAUCGCCACUCGGCUACCGCCUCCGUACCCUCCGAAGACGGCGCGAUGGGGACUGCCGGGGCGUCGCUCCCGGGCACCGGCGCAGCAGGGGCCGGAAGGCGCGCGUGCGGAGCGAAGGGGGAAAGGGCCGAGAAAGGCAAAGGGGCGAGACGAACCACAAUCGGCGCAGGCUCUCACGGCAGAGGCCAGCCGGUGAAACAGGGUAGCUCGCCUGCACCCCAUGCGAACGCCCUGACGCCUUGCAGCAACACGAUGGCCGCGCCUGGCUCUCAACCCGAAGGCGGUCGCGGGGACCUCGCCACGGGACGCGAGCAGGCGUCGUUGCCCCUUUCGGAGGCGGCUCUCACGGAAGGAGGCAGUCCGAACCCGUCCUUCUGUCUCUUGCCGGAGUCGAGCGGUGCGGGGAGCGGCAAGGGCGCAGGAGUCGCUGGCCCGGCAGGCCCCGCCGGGAGGCGGUCCUGGGACCAGAUGGUUGAUCCUCUGUCUUCAGGCUCUCUCCCUCACGCCAAUGUCUUUGAAAGGAGUUUGACAGGAGCUUCGAAUGCCUCGCCGCAAACGAGUGUCGGGUGUAACCAGCAGGGACCGACCGAGCACGCGCUCGCGUCUCAAGAGGUGGGGGGCGCGCCGGCCAUUCCCCUCAUGCCCGCCGGCGAGGAAACCGGAAAGGCUGGUCUUUCGGGAGACCAGGCGUCCCCGCUUCGCCUCGACACUUCCCACGAAGGCUCCGGCCUUCCCGAGGGACAAGCUGCGAAGGCGGUGGGCGACGGCUGGGGACCGGCGGGUCUCCAGGCCCUCGCGGGGCAAGGCCAACUGGCCCCACCGGGGCUCGGCGACAAGGCGAUGCCUGCGAGGCAGCUCCGCGAACGCCAGGGACUCCAGACGGACACAGGUACGGAUGGCUGCUCGAGUCUCGGCGUGGGCGACGAGAACGGGGGAGAAUACCCUGUGGAGACUGCUCGCAGCGAAGAAGGUGCGGAGUGCAGCGCCGGGACACUCGUGCCGGGGAGGCCACGAGGCAGCGGAGCAGGCGGGAAGCGGAAAGAGGAAGGGCCGAGACAGCCCUCGCUCUCGACUUCGCCCUCGCAAAGCUUCGGGUUUAACGGGACAGAAGACGGCGACUUCGAGGACGCACCCGGCGACCAGCGGCCGUUGUCCCUCUCGCGCGUGCGCCCGGGGAAGAAGAAGCGCGAGGCAAAAGAGAAGAAGGUGAAGGAAGAUGGCAACCCUGUGGCCACAAAGCGGAAGGAAGACGCGCGAGAGGAAGUUCUUCGCGACGGCGUAGACACUGCCGAACCCGCAAGUCUGAAGGCUGCUCCAGAAAACGCCUUCGCCUCGGAAGGGGUUCAACAGACGCUUCCGAUGCCCCUCUAG
This is a messenger RNA of Neospora caninum, 7161 nucleotides long. RefSeq lists its product as uncharacterized. Bases 1 to 7161 code for a protein of 2386 amino acids. The transcript has a single exon. The record is from RefSeq and is a predicted model, not a curated record. Lineage: Eukaryota; Apicomplexa; Conoidasida; Eucoccidiorida; Sarcocystidae.